Ectocarpus sp. CCAP 1310/34 is the source of this 3618-nucleotide messenger RNA. The record is from the annotation of a GenBank genome assembly. Lineage: Eukaryota; Phaeophyceae; Ectocarpales; Ectocarpaceae.
AUGAUAUACGCGCUGGCGGAGAAGAGGUGCGAGAACUUCGGGACGUGCACUGGAGACUCGGACGGCAGCGACGCGACGGGCGUAUCGGCGAUCAACUCUGAGCUUCUCACUCUGUGGGAGACUGGUCAGGCCAACCUGCUCGCCGGGGAAUGUACCGAGGCGUCCGCUGUAAUCGACGAGAUCUUGCCGCUCAUGGCUGUUCCUCUGAUCCAGGGUCUGCUGAGGUACACGUAUCUUGCUGACCCCGCCAUUGGAACGGGCGGCGACAAGGAGGCCGCCGAGCUAUGGGCUUUCUCUGCCGCUAUCUUGCCGUGGAUCAGCGCAUGUGAUGCCGCGGUGGGGACUACCGUCCGCGACAACACCGAGCUCGGGAGCGCCAGCGCGCCCAUGGCGGACGGGUACGCGGCGAUCAAGGUGCAGCUGGAGAGCGUGUACUCUUGCAUGGGCAUCACGUGUGCCCAGGUUGGCGGUCUUCUGGACGACACCGGCGCCUACUACACGGACUUCGAGCCAUGCGACGACAGCACGACCACGACCGAUUCCGCGACUGAUUCCGCGACAGGCACAUACGCGGAUAUCGCGGGAUACACGCCAGGAUCUGAUGUCGUGGAGCACUCGGAGCUUGACCUGGACGUUGCCGACAUGGAGACGAACGCCGAUUUAGAGACGGAAGUUGGCCUCGCCGCCGCGUACACGGCGUACUCCGAGGGCGGAAACAGUGAGAAGUCGACCGAAAUCCGGACCGUUCAGGGCUUCUCGACCGGUGCCGAUGAAAAGCUCACCGGCGAGGCUACCUUCGACGUUUGGGAGGCAUACUGGGGCAGCCCCGACUACGCCGACCAGUUCACGUCGGCAGCGUGCCAAGGAACGGGCGCCUUCGAAGGCGCUGAGAUGGUCACGCGGUCUGAGUGUUGCCUCAAGGGAGCACAGUACCAGAACGUUUGGAUGUACGUGACUCACGAGCUCUACGACGCCGUGGAAGACUGUGAAAUCGGAGGUGGGUGUGUGAAGGUGGCCGAGGGCGACCUGUCGGCGAACGACGGUGGGCCACACGCCUGGGACGAAGGCUGGGCGUUCUACACGGGUUCCCUCGAGGGCACCGCCGUCGGAGGCUCUGGCGACGGGCAGAUGCUGUACGCCCUGGCGGAGAAGAGGUGCGAGAACUUCGGAACGUGCACUGGAGACUCGGACGGCAGCGACGCGACGGGCGUAUCGGCGAUCAACUCUGAGCUUCUGGAUCUGUGGGAGGAUGGCAAGGCCAACCUGCUCGCAGGGCAGUGCACCCAAGCCUCGGCUGUGAUCGACGAGAUCUUGCCACUCAUGGCCGUUCCUCUGAUCCAGGGUCUGCUGAGGUACACGUACCUUGCUGACCCCGCCAUUGGAACGGGCGGCGACAAGGAGGCCGCCGAGCUAUGGGCCUUCUCUGCCGCUAUCUUGCCGUGGAUCAGCGCAUGUGAUCCCGCGGUGGGAACCGCUGUCCGCGACAACACCGAGCUCGGGGGCGCCAGCGCGCCCAUGGCGGACGGGUACGCGGCGAUCAAGGGGCAGCUGGAGAGUGUUUACUCUUGCAUGGGCAUCACGUGUGCUCAGGUUGGCGGUCUUCUGGACGACACUGGCGCCUACUACACGAACUUCGAGCCAUGCACGGACUCUUCGGACGGGACUUUGGCAAGUACCGACAGGUCGAGCGACAGCGGCCUUGACGAUGGUGGUAUCGCCGGUGUAACUAUCGGCGUCAUCGCAGCUGCUGCUAUCGGCGUUGCGGCGCUCGCGGUCUGCAAGAGGAGAAGGAAGAGCGCAGCGACAGUCAACGAGAACUUAGGCAACUUUUAAGCUCUUUCAUCUCGGGUGCAACUGCAUUUUUACAGAAAUUCAUACAUUCAAGGCUUUCGGGAGUGACGUGGUGUGCCUCCCGGGGGCGGCACAAGAGGAGAUGAUCAGUGUAAUCGCGGUCGCAUCGGUUCAUCAUUUUGUGUUUUGUGCUUUUCGUUUUUUUGUUCGCAGUGACGUCUUUGCUGCGGGUCCUUUACUGCCGUUAUCCUUGGCUCUCCGUAUACUCGUGUUGUCCAUGGUCUGUGGCACUUCUGUGCGUUGCGCAGGAAUCAGAACAGAAAUCAUCCUGUUUGGUGCAAAACAGGUUUUUGUGUUCCUUGCAAAGGCUUUUUUCGCGUGGAACAAGUCCCCGGGGGUAUAGACCGAUUUGUUUCAACGCUGGGCACGCGCCACGAGUGGCUGGCGGUCCUCGGGCGCGGGUUGUAGUGUACCGACGACACCUUACCGUGCCCCAGAGAAGUAAGCGUGAGAAAAGACUCGCGUCCGCCAGCGAAACAUGUGUCAAAGUACGCCGGAAGUACGAAAACAGGCGAACUGAUACACACAAUGCGUUUCUCCUGAUUGUCGGUUAAGACCUGUUGCGCUGCUGUUGCGUCUGUUGUGUGUUAAUCAAAUCAAUUUUGCUGGACAAGUGUCCUAUUGUUGAACUAUUUGUGGACAUGGGGAAGGGGGAUGGGGGGGGUUGAUCCCCGAAUGAUGUUUUUCAAAGUGGUUGGUAAGUUUCAUUUGUUGGCGACCGACCGUAUUUCACCUCAAAAUUUGUGUAGGCAUGCUUUGACACCGGGAGGGGCGGACGAAGGUUACACAUUCGCCUCCACCGUACAAGGAGCAUGCACGGGAAAUUUAUGGUAGAGAGCUUCAUCCAAGCGAGGUAGGGAAGAACCGGAAGUAGCUGAGUGCAUGGAGUUGUAUGUUGGUUCAACCGCUUGCAACCUACAUCAGAGCUCUCUUUUUUCUUGCCCGUUGAUUUACCCCCACCAUGCAUACCAAUCAACGAUAUAAUUAUAGGUUUCUGACCACCGGCUAGGGUCACGCUUCGGUAGUCACGGUCAGCAGCAUGUAGGUUUUUUGCAAAGGUUGGCGUGCAUGGAGGUUCUACGUUGGUCUGUCUUUGUUGGUAAUCUCUCGUGCGUUAUUCUGAGAUGUUGAGUUUGUUAGCUUCUAGACUGAUCGAUUGGUAUGUAUGUCGAUGUAUGCAUGCUGUUGGCUUCCGGAGUGAUGGGUCGUAGAAGUCUACUUCAGUCACCAGCCUCAAGGUCCCACAACGGUGUGCCAAUGCAGACAGACCUGUAUCUCGUGGGUUAUCUAUUAGACUAAGCGUGAUUUCGUUGGGUCGUCCUUUGUUCCGAUCAGGGGGGGGUUCUUGGAGGGUUAACUGUUGAUCAGCAAGUUACUUCAUGCAGAGAGCGUACUGGAUGGAGGUACGUACAUGAGAGGAGACGCUCGUUCGUGUAUGAUGAUGAGGUGGUAAAAAAGUAAGCAGCACCCGGGCAGGCAGCGAAGGCGUGGUGGUGGAAGGAUGCACCAACACCACAGGUAGCUAGCUAGUUUUUCCGUUGAGCGAACGAAGCUGCUUGGUGUAAGGUCGCGCGUCGCGAACAAGCCUUUCAUUGUAUGCUGUAUGUACAAACGAGAGGAUCAUUAGGACGUGAACGGAACGCCUACGUUAGCUAGAAUGAGUCGACCACAUGGUCUCAUCUGUGGAAGGAAAAAAAAGAAACGCUUCAAACCCAGGUUAGAAAACUAAUUGGAGUUAGUGGAAGGCGGCUUCACCUGCUGCCGUGG